Blastomyces dermatitidis ER-3 is the source of this 421-nucleotide messenger RNA. RefSeq lists its product as uncharacterized. NCBI's taxonomy places the organism in Eukaryota, Fungi, Ascomycota, Eurotiomycetes, Onygenales, Ajellomycetaceae. The record is from RefSeq and is a predicted model, not a curated record. The coding region runs from base 1 to 384 and encodes 127 amino acids. The transcript is spliced from 4 exons.
AUGGCCAAUGAAGAGAAGUACUUCGAGGGGAUGUACGGAGCUGCGGCCUUCAUAGUCGGUGAGCCAACAAGCUUUUGGCAACUCUCGCAUUACCCGACUGGCCGCGUAGAAUUCAGGUAUCACAUGUGCGCAUCUCUGAAAUGCGUGGAAAGUGGAAUACAGGGACCAGAAACGCAUGCACGCACGCACGCCCCUCAACUAGAGUUGUUGGACUCGGUUAAUCCGGAAGUUUCCCCAGGAGAAAAACCAUGUGAACCACGGAUGGGGAAGGGCAAAUAUCCAGGAGCCGUCCGUACCCAUGACACACACACAGCACUUAGUUUACUGGAAGAUUCACUCGCACGUAAGGAUGAGAUCAUGAUUGUAUUCCCGAGACAUUGCUGAUAGUCCAUGCAAGGUAAUUCCACUUUUAGUUUUUCGA